UCUUUCUAGAAAUGCCUCGGUUACGAGAAAGAAAACCAAAAAUAAAGGUAGAAGAUGUAGAUGAUGAUUUGAGUAAUGAUGAUGAUGAGGCCAGUGGUGAUAAUGAUGAUACUGAUUAUGAGCCUGUUCCCCAGAAACAGCUCAAACGGAAAAGAAAUGUUGAAGAUGAACUAGUAGAUGAAGAAGUCGCUGCCACUGAAGGUGAUACUAACAGUGUCCCACUUUCUAAAAGCAGAAGGGCUGGUAAUAAAUCUGCUCCAAAACCUAGGACAAAAAAGAUAAAAUCCGAGCAGCUGUAUGUUAAUGAUGAACAGGAGAGUUCAGAGAAUUCAAAUUUAAAGGCUAAACGAACAUUACCACAGAGUAAAAAAGGAAGAAAAAAGGUUAAAGUGGAAAAAAGCAUUGAAAAGAAUGAAGGUGAUUGUGUUAGUUCAGAUUUGCAGCCAUUUGUAUCACCAAAUGAAGAUGUCAGAAUUUCCAAAACUGAAGAAAAGGAGGAAACUGGUGCCAGUAAUCCACCUUCUACUGGACAGUCUUCAUGUGAUACUGUAUUAAAAACAUGUCAGCAACAGUCGUUUACAAGAGGAAAAGUUGGUGAAGCAUGGAAAGAUGAAGAGGUUGUAGCCGAAGCAACCAAUGUAGACGUAUGGAUUGCAAAGAAUGUCAUCACCCUGUUAGAUGAAGACUGUAGUAUUCCAUUUAUUGUGCGGUACAGGAAAGAAAUGACUGGAGGAUUACAGGCAGAGAAACUGCGAGAAAUACAAGCAUCUUAUGAUGAAGUGAAGAUAGUCCAUAAAAAAGUUGAAAAUAUUUUAAAAAGUGUGAAAGAUGAAAGACUAGAUGAAAAUCUUGUUGCUUCCUUUUUAAGUGCCAAAACCCUUGAGGAAGUGGAACUUCUGUAUGCACCUUUCAAACCAGGAAAUAAGAAAACUUUGGCUGAAAGGUCAAAGAAGCUGGGUUUGGAACCUAUAGCUCUGCAGAUUCUUGAAAUGAAGACUUCUCUUUCAAAUGCUAAGUUAUCAUCUUUUGUUAAAUCUCAGAAAGGUAAAUGUUUAAUUUGUAUUUCAUGUUCUUAAUUUAAAGCUGUUUGG
Molecule: messenger RNA, 1091 nt
Organism: Stegodyphus dumicola
Lineage: Eukaryota; Metazoa; Arthropoda; Arachnida; Araneae; Eresidae
Product: S1 RNA-binding domain-containing protein 1-like
Biological process (GO): nucleobase-containing compound metabolic process; translation
Molecular function (GO): structural constituent of ribosome; mRNA binding
Source: RefSeq, a predicted model, not a curated record